Molecule: messenger RNA, 5297 nt
Organism: Entelurus aequoreus (snake pipefish)
Lineage: Eukaryota; Metazoa; Chordata; Actinopteri; Syngnathiformes; Syngnathidae
Gene: osbpl6
Product: oxysterol binding protein-like 6
Exons: 24
Coding region: 647-3391 (914 amino acids)
Cellular component (GO): plasma membrane; cytosol; perinuclear endoplasmic reticulum
Molecular function (GO): cholesterol binding
Source: RefSeq, a predicted model, not a curated record
UUUCAAUCGAAGCAGGUAAUAAUUAGAGGUAGACCAACGCCGGAGCUAAAAGGUUUGCUUUUGACUUCGGGACAGACGGCCCGUUCUUUUCAAACGGCGUGGUACACACGCAAAGGCUGGAUGUCCAGCAAGAAAGGUCGUGUGCCUCUGGAUUUUUUCAAUGAAAAGAUGUGCCUUGGUACCGGAAAAGGUUGAAAAACACUGAUGUAGCCUACCUAUAUAAGCGUGUGUGACUCCGUCGCCGUGUUUUGAGAGCAGCAGCUGUCCGCCAUGAUCGAUUCCGUUCCGUUGCUUUCUUCCCGCCCAAAGCCGAGCCUGCAGCAGGGAGGAGCUAGCAAGCAGAGUGCGGCUGAGCGGGGCUGAGCGGAGCGGAGCAUCACAACUCGCGUUGAGGCAAACGGGCAAACACAGCACCCCCCCCCCUCCGACUUCUCUCUCCAUCCUGGCCUGCGUACAAAACAUGUCUGCUGGGAGAAAUUGACGUACUGGAUUUGUACUUUCGUCAGAACGGCCAUCGCUUCCCAGGCGCAGCUCGAUUGUUUCCUGCGCCAAGAACUGUAAAGACAUGGUCGUUACACCACCGCGUCUGUGAUGAAGAGCAAUCAUCAAGUAACCGGCUAAUCUGCAGAGUUUACUGCUUUCUACAAUGUCCCAGCGAGGCUCCCACAGCCGUGCCAUGAGUUCUGAGGAGAGGAGCUCCGUGACGCUCAACAAGAUCUCCACGCCGGUGCACAAGAGUCCAUCCUCCUCUUCCUCAUCCCAGCGCGACAGCCGGCAGGAGACAGACAGCUGGGAAAUCAUCGAGGGACUGAAAAUCGGUCAAAGCAGCGUCCAGAGGCCAGAUAAACAUGAGGGAUUUAUGCUGAAGAAGCGGAAAUGGCCCCUUAAAGGCUGGCACAAGCGCUUUUUCGUUUUGGACAAUGGGAUCCUGAAGUACUCCAAGUCCCCGAUUGAUAUUCAGAAAGGCAAACUGCAUGGCAGCAUUGAUGUUGGCCUCUCGGUGAUGUCUAUCAAAAAGAAGGCCCGGCGUAUUGACCUGGACACAGAGGAGCAUAUCUAUCACCUCAAGGUUAAAUCCCAAGAUAUCUUUGAUGCUUGGGUGUCCAAGUUGCGAUAUCACCGCCUCUACCGACAGAACGAGAUUGUGCGAUCUCCUCGCGAUGCUUCUAUGAGGACAUUUCCUCCAUCAGCUGUUGCAGAGUCUGCCCAAGCUGCUUCAGGUGUCGGACAUGAGGUUAAGCAGGCUAAACCCAGUAGUUUGCCAUGGCAACCACCAGUCCCCACCAACAGCAGCCUGCCUGGCUCCUACAGUAACGGUCAGAGCAAAGUGGCUGCUUGGCUGCAGGAAUCGGAGGAGAUGGACAAAUGUGCAGAAGAUCUUGCACGUUGCCAGUCCAACCUAACCGAGCUGAGUGGCUUGUUGCAGAGUCUGGAGAUUCUACAAAGGACACAGUCAGCUCCCAACUUUGCAGAUAUGCAGACUGCUUGUGUAGAAUUGUCAAAGAAAGAAAAGCGCUUGAACAGAAGAUGGAGGACAAAAAGUGUCGGCAAAGACGCAAAAUUCCAGCUUCAGGUCCCGCUCUCAUCCAGCAUGUCUCCUGUCCGCCUCCACUCAUCCAACCCUAACCUCUGCGCCGAGUUGGGGGACUUUCAAGCUCCCGUCUCCAGGCUGACAGACAGUGUAGAGUGUUCCAGUGACUACACUAAACUGCAGGAGGAAUUCUGCACCAUUGCCCAAAAAGUCCACACUCUGCUCAAGUCGGCCUUCAACACAGUGGCCAUCGAGAAAGAAAAGAUCAAACAGAUUCUAUCAGACCAGGACCAGUCUGACCCAUCAGCGCAGAUCAACUCCCUCAGGAAGUCUCUGUCACAGGCUGUGUCCCAAAACGCAGAACUGCGAACCCGACUGAAUCGCAUCCACUCAGAGUCUGUCCUGACGGAACAAGUUGUCAGUGUAAACAUCAUCUCCACGCCUGACGAGCAGGUUGUCGAGCAGAUGGGGAUCCCUCUGACUCAGCAGGCCUCUAAUGAGAGUCGACUCUCCAUGUCGGAGUCUGUCUCAGAGUUUUUUGAUGCCCAGGAAGUGCUCCUGUCAGCGAGCUCAUCGGAGAAUGAGGGCUCGGAUGAUGAGUCAUACGUCAGUGAUGUGAGCGAUAACAUCUCAGAGGACAAUGCCAGCGUGACAGACAACGUUUCCAGACAAAUGGCCAAUGGAGACUUUGCUGGCUGUGCCUUCCGUAACGGGCGGCGCACCUGUCUGCCGGCACCCUGCCCCGACACCAGCAACAUCAACCUGUGGAACAUCUUGCGGAACAACAUUGGCAAGGACCUGUCCAAAGUGUCCAUGCCUGUGGAGCUCAACGAGCCUCUCAACACGCUGCAGCGCAUGUGUGAAGAGCUGGAGUACAGCGAGCUGCUCGAUAAAGCUGCAGAGACAGAGAGUCCCUUUGAACGCAUGGUUCUGGUGGCUGCCUUCGCUGUCUCAGGCUACUCGUCUACCUACUACAGAGCAGGAAGUAAGCCAUUCAACCCGCUCCUUGGGGAGACAUACGAAUGUAUAAGAGAAGACAAGGGCUUCUGCUUUUUCUCGGAACAGGUGAGCCACCACCCUCCCAUCUCCGCCUGCCACUGUGAGUCCAAGAACUUCACCUUCUGGCAAGAUGUGAGAUGGAAAAACAAAUUCUGGGGGAAAUCAAUGGAGAUAUUGCCAGUCGGGACAGUGAACCUCAUGAUUCCUAGUUUUGGAGAUCACUACGAAUGGAACAAAGUCACCACGUGCGUUCACAACAUCUUGAGUGGACGGCGGUGGAUCGAACACUACGGCGAGAUCACCAUCAGAAACACAAAAAGCAGCGCGUGCCUCUGCAAGCUCACCUUCGUCAAGGGAAACUACUGGAGUUCUAGCGUGAACGAGAUCCAAGGAUUUGUCAUGGACCAAGAAGGGAAAGUCAUCCACAGGCUAUUUGGGAAAUGGCAUGAGGGUCUUUACUGCGGCGUUCCUCCCUCUGCCAAAUGUAUCUGGAGGCCAGGCUCCAUGCCUACGGAUUACGAGCUGUACUACGGCUUCACCAGGUUCGCCAUCGAACUAAACGAGCUGUGUCCUGAGUUAAAAGAUGUCCUCCCGCGUACUGAUGCACGAUUCAGGCCCGAUCAAAGGCAUCUAGAAGAAGGAAACUUGGAGAUUGCCGCUUUGGAGAAGCAGCGAAUUGAAGACCUGCAGAGGACGAGGCGGAAGUGGAAUGAGGAGAACAAUGUCAAACAGGAGCCUUGCUUCUUCAGGAAAGUGGUUGAUGCAAAUCGCAGGGAGCGAUGGGUCUCCAACAACAUGUACUGGGAGCUGCGCAAAACCCCCGGCUUCAUCAACAUGGAAGCUACAGUCAGCCUGUGGUAGCAACACGCCCUUCACUCCCUUUGUCGCGUCUUUACCUCAGCACCAACGUGUGAAGAGGAACGCCUGCUGAUGUUCUCGUCAAGGAUCACCUUCAUUGUGCUUGCGGAAGCCAGGUUGUCGGGGCAAGUCCCUUGUAGGUCUUCUCUCAGCUACUUUCAUGACUCCUGAGUCGGUCCUUUGCCUUAAACGGACACUCGCAGUUAGCAUUCUGUCAUCUUGACUCCAGUAACAUGCAUGUUUAGAGAAGCGCUCACUGGCAUCCGGCCAUAUUUAAUAUAGCAUUCAUGUUGUAGAGGAAAAAUAGGUAUUUUUAUAAAAUAUCUUGGCAGAUUUUAUUUUUGCCUUUUAAUACGAGGAACGCGUCAAAACUCAUCAUGUUGUAUGUUGUAACUCGCACAGACAACACCACGCUGGUAAAAGCAGCAGUUCAAUCAGUCUUAGGAACUGGUUCAAGGCCCAACUGGCAGCCGCUCCGUCCGUACAGAGUGGACAUACUUUGCUAGACUGCAGGGAAACUCACUCCAGCAACUUUUAGUACAAAGAGCAAAGCAGCAAGUAAUCUAUCUGUGCAAUUUCAGAUUCUUCAAAUUCUGUCCAAAGUCAACAAGUAUACACAAAUAUCAUGGGAACGACAGCAAAGGUGAGAAUAUAUGGAGCACCUAACCCUGGAAAAGGCGUUUUUAAGGACAGACGUUACACACCUUGACUUAGAGAUGGUCUGGAUUGCUGCGAUGAGGUGGCGACUUGUCCAGGGUGUACCCUGCCUUCCGCCCAAAUGCAGCUGAGAUAGGCUCCAGCACCCCCCGCGUCCCCGAAAGGGACAAUCAGUAGAAAAUGGAUGGAUGGAUGGGCUGGAUUGCAAUCUUUGUUCUGGGCUUGAGUUGUUCCACGAAAGACUAAAAAGGUCUACACUGCACUGGAAGUUUGUUGGAAGCGUUGAUUUAGUGAAAUGAAGCAACUACGACUCCUGAUUACCUGAUAAAAAGCGUUGUCUUAAUACUUUAGUCCAUAAAGUGCAUGUUGCGUUCAGGCAGCUACUCCAUCCUGGGACAGCAGAGCCACCUGCUGGUCAGUGUAAGAAAGUGCAGGAGUCUGAUUCUUAUUGUUAAUGCUGAACAAUGAUUUGAAAUUACAGCUUCAUUACUGUCAGUGUAUUUUCCCACACACUCACCAAAAUAAGGGGCAGCCAUAAAAAAACAAAAACAAUUCUAAACAAAGAAACACAUGUUAAUAUGCUUUGCUGGCAUAUUUCUACUUCUUCACCACACAACAAACAUCUGUUUCACUUGCUGUGCCUUACUGUGUUUAUUAUUGACACACACUGCUGGUAAAAGGUUCUGCAUUUCAUAACAACACACACUCUGCACCUGCAACGAGAAGAUAAAGCUGAACGUCUUACCUGACAUGUCGGGACAGUUUUGACCCUUCCUCCAACCUAAAGACAGCCUGGUCACAAGUGUAAAUAUAAACACGCAGAAGAAGAAGUCUGGAAACGACGGACCAUCUAUAAGCUCUCACCCAAAACAAAAAAAGUCCAUGCAUGUGUAGCCUGCCAAUGAUUGUUGCAGAUGCCUUACAGAAAGGUUCCGUCUUCUCAUUCGGACUUUGUUCAUCUUGUGGAGCGCAUCAGCUGAUGGUACCUUCUUAAAAAGUGCAAUUUAAACCAAGUACAUAUCUUUCCAUCCACACUGUACACUCCUGCAACAUAGUGCUUGUACUAAUAAAACAGGACAUCCAGUGAGUGGUUUAUUCACCCAACUGUUUGUGUCUUCUGACAAGGCUGGGGAUUUGAAUAUGUUGCUUUUGAUUUAAUGACUUCAACUUACAGGCUUAAUCAGUUCUGACGCAGCUCUUAACUAAAAAGUGAAGUGAAUUAUAUUUAUAUAGCGCUUUUCUCUAGUGACUC